AUGACGCGGACUCAGCCCGGGAGAUUUCACUCUAAUACAUUAAUGACGAUGGUUUCUACUUUGUAUGUGGAUCAAUCAUCGCUUAUAACUUUCACUAACCGCAAGGGACCCGAGUAUAGUCCGAGCGAGCACUUCUCACAUGUGGCCGGUCCUGCGGCCGCGGACUUUCUCCUUCAUGACUGGAACAAUCGGAGGCUCCAUCACAUACUGUUAUUAGAAAGCGAAAUUACUUUUACAUGCGAUAUCCAUGCACGACAAAUGACGCCCUCGCAUCCCAUGGUGCCGUUAAAACUUUCACAAAUAUCAAAAGAGCGCCUCCACUGUGACAUAGCUACUGCAGUAACACAAUACAUUACAGUAUUAAACAGAGUUCACUCACAUGGAAAUAUCCAGAUCAGAUAUACAGUUAUGAACGAAUUAAAAAAGAGAUCGAGAACAUGCAAUUAG
Danaus chrysippus (African queen) is the source of this 447-nucleotide messenger RNA. The record is from the annotation of a GenBank genome assembly. Lineage: Eukaryota; Metazoa; Arthropoda; Insecta; Lepidoptera; Nymphalidae.